Epithele typhae is the source of this 1551-nucleotide messenger RNA. RefSeq names its product UDP-Glycosyltransferase/glycogen phosphorylase. Gene Ontology annotation, molecular function: UDP-glycosyltransferase activity. The record is from RefSeq and is a predicted model, not a curated record. The coding region runs from base 1 to 1551 and encodes 516 amino acids. Lineage: Eukaryota; Fungi; Basidiomycota; Agaricomycetes; Polyporales; Epitheliaceae. The transcript has 9 exons.
AUGACAAUAGUCCAGCGAAAACACAUCGUGGCUUACUGCCUUCAGCUAUGGGGUCACCUGCGCCCCCUCAUCACCCUCUGCGCCCGCCUCGUCCAACUCCGUCCGCACGUCUACGUAACGUUUCUGUGCUCCACCAGCGUCUUCGAGAGAGUAUGCAAGGAGCUCGCGCGCUGUUUCGACGACGGCGCACCGACCGCCGAGGAGGCCCAGCGCAUGCGGGUCAUCGCCAUCGGCGACGUCGCGGCCGCCAGCAGCCCGAACGCUGUGAAAGUCUUCACGGACGUUUGGCAGGCGCUCCUUCGCGAAGAGGACCUCACAUGUCAGCAGACGGGAACGCAAUAUGGCGCCAUGCCGAAGCCGUUGGCGGCGGUCAUCGACUUCAUGGCGAUUCCCGUGUACGAAGCGAUGCGCUCACUCAAGGGCGACAAGGUCAAAAUAUUCGCUUGGGUGCCCGCCAUGCAGUCCCCUUGGUUUCAUUUUCACGGCCCCAGGACUCGUGGUGGGCUGGGAAACGUGCGGGCCCAAGUGGAAGACGAAGUGCGCCGGACUGGGAGAACUUAUGAAGAGAUCGCGUUAGAGAUAGGGAGGCGCGGCUCUGGGAAAGUCAUCAAAGUUCCGGGGUUGCCGAUGAUGCACGACUAUGAGAAUAAUCCGCAGGAUUAUCCCGUGCCCUCAAGUUUCUAUGUCGACGUCUUUCCCAAGAUACAUGAGGCAAUGGAGAUGAUGGAUGGUUUGCUCAUGGCUUCUUCGACGUCAUAUGAGCCUGAAGCUGUGGCCGAAACCAAAGCGUGGAUGCGGAGCAUAGGAAGAUUCGCGUAUGUGACGGGGCCUCUUCUGCCUUCUACGUCCAGGAAAGUGUCGGCGAAAUUCGAGAAGAGACAGUCGCUCAAACCCGACCGGAUUCAAACGUUCUUGGACGAGACUCUCGUCGCUGACGGGGAGAGAUCUUUGCUCUACAUCUCCUUUGGGUCCUUAUACUGGCCCUCGAGUGCGCCAGAGAAGCUUUGGGCGUUCAUAGACGUGGUCAUGGAGCGAAAAAUUCCCUUCAUUCUCGGCCACGCAUCACCUCUGGCCUCCAUCCCGAACGAAGCUCGCGACAAGAUCGAGGCGUACGGCAAAGCCCUCCUCUGCCCAUGGACUCCCCAACAGCUCAUCCUCAACCACCCUGCGACGGGCUGGCUCCUUUAUCACGGCGGCAUGAGCGGCGUGCUCGAGGCGAUCUCCGCCGGCAUCCCACUCAUCCUCUGGCCGGCGUUCGCGGACCAAGAGGCGAACGCGAUCAUGCUCUCGGAGAAGCACCGCGUCGGAUACGAGCUGCUCGAGGUGCGCACGGGGAUGGGCCUCCGGCCGAUCUGCCGCACGGGCUACGUCCCGGUGGGCACCGUCGAGGCGGUGCGGCGCGAGGCGCGGGACGUGCUCGCGCGCGCGUUCGGGGCGGACGGGGCGCGGAAGCGGAAGCGGAUGGGCGUGCUCCGGAGGGCCGUGAUGGGCGAGUGGGACGCGGAAGGGGAGUCGAGGCGGGACGUCUGUGCAUUCUUGGAUAGCCUGUGA